Larimichthys crocea (large yellow croaker) is the source of this 3921-nucleotide messenger RNA. RefSeq names its product regulator of telomere elongation helicase 1 (gene rtel1). Bases 146 to 3673 code for a protein of 1175 amino acids. Gene Ontology annotation, cellular component: nucleus. Lineage: Eukaryota; Metazoa; Chordata; Actinopteri; Sciaenidae. The transcript has 33 exons. The record is from RefSeq and is a predicted model, not a curated record. Gene Ontology annotation, biological process: regulation of double-strand break repair via homologous recombination; DNA recombination; DNA replication. Gene Ontology annotation, molecular function: ATP binding; DNA binding; DNA polymerase binding.
UGAAAGCGUAAAAGUGGCGGCAAGUAACGUGAAUAGUUGAACCAUCAGCAGUCAGACUGUCAGUGUGACGAGCAACUUUUUAACAGUCAACCGAUGUGACGUGCCUCAUUUUAAACAGGACGCUGAUGCUGUUGCUGCUGACACCAUGUCGUCACUAACUUUAAACGGAGUGACGGUGAAUUUUCCCUUUCCUCCGUAUAACUGUCAGAAAGACUACAUGAGCAAAGUGAUUGAAUGUCUUCAGAGGAAGGUGAAUGGCGUUCUGGAGAGUCCUACAGGUACUGGGAAAACCUUGUGUCUGCUGUGUGCCACCCUGGCCUGGAGAGAGCACUUCAAGGACACCAUCAGUGCGCGCAAGAUAGCAGAGAAGCUGGGUGGCGAGGAGAUGUUCCCAAACACGCCUCUGUCAUCCUGGGGGACGGCUGCUACAGACGGUGACACACCAACCUACUACACAGAUGUUCCCAAGAUCAUUUAUGCAUCCAGGACACACACUCAGCUUGCACAGGUUAUCAGUGAGUUAAAGAACACUUCAUACAGGCCAAAGGUGUGUGUUCUGGGAUCAAGAGAACAGCUGUGUAUCAACCAGGAAGUGAUGCGUCAGGAGAGUAACCACGUCAAGGUCCAUAUGUGCAGAGCAAAAGUUUCCACCAGGUCAUGUAUCUACUACAAUAACGUUGAAGAGAAGAGUACCGACAGAGAAUUGGUGGAUUCUAUCCUUGAUGUGGAAGAUUUGGUCAAAUUUGGCAACAAACAGAGGGCAUGUCCUUACUACCUCUCCCGUUCCUUGAAACAACAAGCAAAUGUCAUUUUUAUGCCGUACAACUACCUUCUGGAUCCAAAGAGCCGUAGAGCACAUAACAUUGAGCUAAAAGGAGCUGUGGUCAUCUUUGAUGAAGCUCAUAAUGUGGAGAAGACAUGUGAAGAAUCAACAUCAUUUGACCUGACUCCCUAUGAUGUAGCUUCAGCCAUUAAUGCUGUGGACAGGCUGCUGGUGGAGCAGGCUAAAGAUGUCAGCCAUGAAGACUUCAAUGCAGACUCCCUCAACUCUGGUUUAAAAGUGGAAUUAGACACCAUUGCCAAAAUUAAACAGAUACUGCUGGAUCUGGAAGCUGCCAUCGAUUCCUACGAUGUUCCAAGUGACAAAGGCAUCACAAAACCUGGAAUCUUCAUCUAUGAGCUGUUGGAGAGAGCCCAUCUGACCUACAACAGCAAGACAGCAGUCUGUGAAGCUCUGGAGCAGAUCAGUGGAUACUUGGCAGGACAACCAGGAAUAUUCCUGAACACAAGUGGACUGCAGAAGUUGGCUGAUAUCAUACAGCUGGUGUUCUGUGGAGAGCCGUCAGAAAAGGACAGACUGCAGCAGAUGCAGUCCAACACAGCUCAUUUUAAGGUUCAUAUCCAUCGAGACACCAACUAUCACAAGAAAAAAAGCACUGAUGUGUGGGCUUCAUCUUCAUCUUCAUCAAAGAAACAAGGCAACAUUCUGAGUUACUGGUGCUUCUCUCCUGGCUUCAGUAUGCAGGACCUGGUGAAUCAAGGUGUUCGCUGCAUCAUUCUGACCAGUGGUACCCUCUCUCCCCUGUCUUCAUUCACUUCUGAGAUGAGGAUAGAAUUCCCAGUGACUCUGGAGAACGGUCAUGUGAUUGAGCGGGAUCAGAUCUUUGUGAGCAUUAUUGACCGGGGCCCUGAUGGAGUGCAUUUAAGUUCAGCGUUUGAUAGAAGGUUUAUCCCUGAAAAUAUGGCAUCUUUAGGCAACACCGUGGCCAACCUGAGUCGUGUGGUUCCUCAUGGUCUCUUAGUGUUUUUUCCCUCUUUCCCCUUAAUGGAAAAAACUCUGGACUUCUGGAGAGCUAAGGGACAUGCAGAUCGCAUUGAAACUAUAAAGCCCAUGUUUGUUGAACCUAAAGGAAAGGGCACCUUUAAUGAGGUCAUUGAUGGAUAUUAUAACAAAGUCAAUGAUCCAGCAUCCAAAGGGGGAAGCUUCUUUGCUGUAUGUCGAGGGAAGGCUAGCGAGGGUCUGGAUUUUGCCAAUACUUUUGGUCGCGGUGUCAUCAUCACCGGCCUUCCUUUCCCUCCCAAGAUGGACCCUAAAGUCAUCCUGAAGAUGCAGUUCUUGGAUGAGAUGAGCAGGACGAAAACUGGGCUGAAGUACCUGUCUGGGCAGCAGUGGUACAAGCAACAGGCUUUCCGAGCUGUGAACCAGGCGAUUGGGAGAGUCAUUCGCCACAAGGAGGACUUUGGAGCUAUCUUCCUGUGUGAUCAGAGGUUUAAAGGCAGUGAUGCCCAGGCUCAGCUGCCAUUGUGGGUCAGGCCUUAUGUGCGUCUGUAUGACUGCUUUGGGAAUGUGGUCCGUGAUGUCUCUCAAUUCUUCAGGGUUGCACAGAAAAUGAGGCCUGUGGUAGAGAAGAGAGCUGCAGCAGAGCGCUGUGGAACAGUGUGUUUACCAGACACUCAGGCCUCUGGCUUCACUUCCUGCUCAUCCUACCAAAGCUCCCACACCCAGAAGGCCAAGGCGCUAGACGCUCAUCUUCCCAGCCUGAAGAGGAGGAAACUCAAUGAAUACACUGGAGCUGAUGGGAUGGCCAGGAUCUGUGUUGAGUAUGAGUGUGACGUACAGGAGAGUCAGCGAAGACCAGCCAACCUGCUAGACGCUCUAGAGCGAGGUGACCAUUGCAGUGGAGAAGACAAUGACACUGUUAUGGGAGCGAAGGUAAAUCGUUUGUCCACACUAUCUCUUCAGUAUGACAAGAGAAUGGAUGAUGAAUUGCGGGGAGGCAAACGUAAAAUCAAAUUGGUCAAACAACCGAAAAUUAGCCAGUCUGAGGACGUGUGUGAGGAAGGUAAAGCCAGCAGGACAAAGACUUUCCUGUCAGAGAUGAAGAAGUCACUGAGCCAGGUCAACUUUGACUGCAUUGUACAAGCUCUGCAGACCUACAAGAAGACCGACAACCUGGACGUCCUGCUGACUGAGACAGUUGUCUUAGCUGGAGAUGCUAAUACUCACAGUCUGCUUCGGGGUAUAUACCAGUUUGUUCGUCCACAUCACAAGAAGAGGUUUGAUGAGAACUGCCAGGAGCUGACUGGGCAGGGCUGUGGAUACAAACCUGAUCACUCACUGGCUAAAGACAUGAAGAAAGCAAACACACUGCAUGGCGCUACAGACAGACAGACAGUUGCGGGCCUAACAUCCUCCAGUGGGAAGUCUACCUGCAGUCAGCUGAAUACACAGCAGCUCAACAGAGGAGGACAACACCUAAACCAGCAGGGACUAAAAGAACCUCAAACUGGAACUGCUCCAAAGAGUGAUGUCCAUGCUACUUUUCUGGCUGAUGUGAAACAAGCCCUCGGAGCUGAAAAAUCAGCUCAGCUCUUUCAGGCUAUUUACAGCUACAAAAAGACAGACAACUAUGAAAACGUGGUGACCAUAGUGGUGAGCUUAUUUACAGAGAGAGAUGAGGACAUCCACCUUCUAAUCAGAUUUGGCAUGUUUAUCCGUCCUCACCAUAAGGAGCAGUACAAACACAUGUUGGAAGCUUUGACAGGUCAGUCGUUCUCUGCGGCUGAUGUUCCUGCUGUGAAUGAACACCAGCAAAGAGAUGCUUCAUCAUCACAAACUUUGAAGGCACAAAGCAAGAUUUCUAGUUUUUUCUCAAGCAGGCAAAAUAAGUAGAAUAUGAGUUACAUGAGCAUUGUUUAUGUGUUAUUACUAUUACUACUGACAUGAACUAGCCAGGCUCUGUUCUCGCACAGUAAUCUGGCUGUAUGGGGGUCUGAGCACUGAACACCAGGAUGGACUGCAUUGCAGAAUUAAUAAAUUAAGUGUACAAGGGUGGGAAGGGCUUUGUAAUGUAACUGUUCUUUGAUGAAUUAAUGUCAUGAAAAAUUUUUGUUUUUUGCUAAAUAAAUUCAUGAAAUCAA